Molecule: messenger RNA, 1781 nt
Organism: Melanaphis sacchari
Lineage: Eukaryota; Metazoa; Arthropoda; Insecta; Hemiptera; Aphididae
Product: zinc finger CCHC domain-containing protein 8 homolog
Exons: 9
Coding region: 273-1751 (492 amino acids)
Cellular component (GO): catalytic step 2 spliceosome
Molecular function (GO): zinc ion binding; RNA binding
Source: RefSeq, a predicted model, not a curated record
AUAUAUAUAUUAUAUUUUCAAAAAUCGUGGCGAUAAUAUAGAUAUUUGAUAAUAAACGUGUUUUGGUCAAUGUCUUGAUCUUCAGAUAUUCCUUAAUAUUAAUAAUAAUACUAAUUUUUCAAAUUGUGCGUGCCAGAUCCAAAUCCAAAUAGUUCAUUGGUCGGGAUAUUAAACUAGUCAAUUCAUUAGGACUGUUUAUUGAAUGUUUUGAUGUGAUAAGUCAGAGCAUCAGAUGAGAAAUAAGACACUUUAAUAAACAGUUACCAUUCAUCAUGAGUACCGAUCAUGGGGCCAUGGAAUGUGAAUCUACUACGAAUGAUGACAUAGACAAAUUUAAUCCAGAACCAGGAUAUAGUGGUACAGAACCAUUUGAUCGUCCAAGACCUUACGAUAAUCAAGAACUAUACAAUAAUUCUAGAUCAUACGAUGGUUCAGGACCUUCUCAUGAUUUUGAACAAAAUUAUUAUCCAGAAACCAAUGAUUUACAAUCAAAAGAAGAAAGUGAACCUUUGUUUGUUAUAGACAGAACUAACAGUUUUAGGCUAAAUCGUCCAAUAAAAUUUGUGGUUGCGUCUAAUAAGAAUAGACACGGAAAAAAUAAUUUUACACCGCAAAAACAAAAUUCAUGUUGGAAUUGUAAUUCUGUGGACCAUUCCUUGCAUAAUUGUCCAAAACCUAGAGUUCAAUGGAAAAUUUCAAAAAAUCGAAAUGCUUUUCUUAUGCAAAAACAACAUCAACAAAAUUCUGGCGGUAGAAACUUCAAAAAUCGAUCUGGAAAUCAUAAAAAUGUACGAUACUUCCUAGCAGAAAAUAAAAAUUUAUGCAGUGAUUUAACACCUGGUAAAUUAAGUGAUAGUUUGUUAAAUGCAUUGGGUGUUCCUAAAAAUGGGCUUCCAAUACAUAUCUAUAGAAUGCGAGAACAUGGUUAUCCUAGUGGAUGGCUUGAAGAAGCUAGAGAAGAAUAUUCUGGGAUUUCAAUAUAUACUACACCUAAUGAAUGUUUACCUUUUCCUGGCAAAAACACUGGAACAAAUGAUUACUUUCAUUGCAAUAUCAAUGAGAGAAAAUUACACGAAUUUCCUGGAUUUAAUGCUCCAUGUCCACCAGAUGUUAUUGAUGAAGGGAAGAAAUUUGGUUGUCCUGAAUAUAACCCUGACCAAAGCAUUAAGCUUAUGUAUGAAAGAUUAAAAAAUGGCCAAAUUGAUAAUAAUGGAGCAACGUUGUCAGGAACUAGUAGUCAAGACACAAGUUUUGCAUCUAUCAAAAAUGAAUGUUCAACUGAAGGAAACGCUACGACUUUACAAGUUAAAGAAGAAUUAAAAGAUGGACCACCUUCAUCACCAGAAGAUGGAGAAAUUACUGAAGAUGUAAGUAAAUCCGAAAAAAAUGAUGAAGAGUUUCCGACUAAUGAAACAGAGUCAGGAAUUGAUGAGCAAAAUCUAACCUUUCAAAGUUGUGUAGAGACUCAAAAUGAUUCUCAAACAGAUAUUUCCGAUUCUAAAAUGACGGACAAUGAAUUGAACUCGACAUCAACAUCAAAGAGAAAAUUUGGUGAUGUAAAAUCUGAAAUCCUUGGCACUCCAAUUCUCAAAAAAUUUUCUUCUUAUGAAAAUCGACCAACUCAUGAAAAAUUUGCCAAAGGAAUGGUUGAUAUGGUAGAUCAUGAAAACUUACCAAAUUCUGUAGGGACAUUUCAAAAGUUAAGAGAAAUAUUAAAAGAUGUACGCAAGACAAUUAAAGAUUUAAUAUGAUUUAAGGCAGUUGACUUUCAAAUUAUUUUG